UUGGUGUGGCUCUAUUAGUCACAAUCCUGCUGCAUGUAUUCACUUGGGAGAUGUCACGGAAGCUGCCCGUAAUCUAUGUCAUCACCCCCACAAAACGGAGGCACACGCAGAAACCCGACCUGACCCGCCUGUCCAACACCUUGCGGCACGUGCCCAGCCUCCACUGGAUCGUGGUGGAGGACGCGACCAGCCGGUCUCCCUUGGUGGCGCGAGUGCUGGCCAGGUCCGGGCUACCCUACACCCACAUGAACAUUCCCAGGCCAGACUUCUGCAAGACGGGCUGCGUGGCCCGGGGCACCGAGCAGAGGAACCUUGGCCUGAAGUGGCUGAGGAAGAACCGUGGGCCGCAGGACUCAGGAGUGGUGUACUUCGCAGACGACGACAACACCUACGACCUGCAGCUUUUUGAGGAGAUGCGUUACACCAAACGUGUGUCGGUGUGGCCGGUGGGCCUCAUCGGGGGUCGCUGGUACGAGAGGCCGAAGGUUCAGGACGGGAAAGUGGUGGGAUGGUACACACGCUUUGGUAAAAGGAAGUUCAGCACAGACAUGGCAGGUUUCGCAGUCAGCCUGAACUUGAUCCUAGCCAAUCCAGAAGCUAAAUUUAUCCUGAAGGGGGCCAAGCGAGGCAGACAGGAGACCGACUUCCUCAACCAGCUGACCACAGUGGAGGACCUGGAGCCCAAAGCCAACCACUGCACUCAGGUUUUGGUCUGGCACACGCGCACUCAAUUUGCCCCCUUAAACAAUCACGUAAAAGAAAAAAACAUAACCAUGGAGUUGUGAGGCAGGAGGCGUCAUCCAUUUGCAGUAUUUAUGGACAGGAGGAGGAGUUUUCAAAAGGACUGGCACAGGACUGUGUCUGACAUGAUGUGUGGCAAGGCAACUGAGAAACCACAUCUCUCUCUCUGGUCCUUAAUCAGUCCUCAACACAGGCAUUCCUAGGACAUGCAACAAAGAAAGUCAGAGAAUGCGCACACAUCAGUGGCACAGGUGCUUGACCAAACAAAAGAUCACUGAAAGGAAAAUAUACUGUAGGUCCGCAACACUGUUUGAUGCUCCGAAAGUUUAAUGGCACAAACUUUCGGACCCUCAGUCCUUCAUCACAGUGCACAAUGCAUCAUCAUCUAACAGUAUUUUCCUUUAAAGUGAUACUGUCCCAUUUUUGGAAUUACGCUUAUUUUACA
This is a messenger RNA of Engraulis encrasicolus (European anchovy), 1186 nucleotides long. Its product is annotated as galactosylgalactosylxylosylprotein 3-beta-glucuronosyltransferase 2-like. The coding region runs from base 51 to 785 and encodes 244 amino acids. Gene Ontology annotation, molecular function: galactosylgalactosylxylosylprotein 3-beta-glucuronosyltransferase activity. Gene Ontology annotation, cellular component: Golgi membrane. Gene Ontology annotation, biological process: chondroitin sulfate proteoglycan biosynthetic process; carbohydrate metabolic process. The transcript is spliced from 4 exons. NCBI's taxonomy places the organism in Eukaryota, Metazoa, Chordata, Actinopteri, Clupeiformes, Engraulidae. The record is from RefSeq and is a predicted model, not a curated record.